GCGGCUAUCAGACUUGCACCUUUUUAUAUUUAUUUCCCCAAAACUCAAUCGCGUGCUUUCCUCCAAUUUACGCCAGCGCACCUCAACGUUCCUCUCUGCACCUCCUUCCACUUCCCAUAAUACCACUGCACUUCUCUCGCCGCACAAUGGAAGUAUCGAUCGAGUCUUUUGCUGAGUCGAUUCUUUCCGAACUGGACAAGAUCGGCAGCGGCUCCGACUCUGGUGCCGGGAUCACUGGCGCUGAUCAGCUGCGGCCGCAGCAGGGAGAACAGCAGACAGCAGCGAUAACUCCUGGUUUAUCCUCCACGAUAUCCUCAUGGCGCAACACCGUCGCAGACUCGGAUCGCUUUUUCUUCGAGGCUGAUAUGCACACAUCACCGGCUGAAGCGGACAAGGCGACAGACCAACCACCUGCCGCGGACGAAGAGGCAGACGACGACGACUACGACGGAUACGAGCUAAUCGACCUGAUCGAGGCGCAUAUGGCAGACAUGCACGUCGACGGCGACGCCGAUCAAAAUAGCGACGAGCAGCAAUCAGAGUCUCCCUUGAACGCGUCUACUUUCGAAACCGUGGCAGCCGGCAGCAGUGUACGGGAUGUGGAAUCCGUCGAUAGCAGCGAAUACGGAGUCACCGGCUCGAGGACCCCUGAUCUCACCGAGUCUUUGACCUCGAACGUCGUCGUCUCGAGCACGUCUUCCGAGCCUGCUGCGGAACUGAUCGCGUCUGAAGAGGCUGAAGAGGCUGUUGAUAUCGAGCCUGUGGAGGUUGCAGGGGAGGAUUUGGUAUUUAGUUCUGGUAGUGUUGUGGAAGAAUCGGAUACGUUGCCUGAUGAGACUGCGACUGAGCCUGUUGUGGAAGAAGAGACUACGUUGCCAGCUGAGACUGUAGCUGAGCCUGUCACGGACGUGACUACUACAGAGGACGCAGCGCCGGAGGCUUCGACUGCCAUUGAGCAUGUCGCGGACGUGACUACUGCUGAAGACCCAGCGCCAGAGGCUUCGACUGCAACUGAGCCUGUCACGGACGUGUCCACUACAGAGGACGCAGCGCCGGAGACUUCGACUGCAGCUGAGCCUGUAGUGGAGACCUCCGCCACCACAGAAGACCCAACCGCCAAAUCCGCCCCUCUCGAACCCGCCGAGCCAACCCCGCCCACCUCAUCCAGCACCCAAGCACUCGACCUUGAAGCGCUAAAGCUCGCCGAAUCCAGCACGGCAGUCGAGACCGAAGACGACGUGAUUGAAAGCGUGCUUGCGCUUGCUGCUGAGGAAUUCGCGGCGCCCGUGGACGAGGUCGAUAUUUACGCGGCCGAGCGGUUCGAGAAGGCGGAGAUCGCGGCAAUGAUUUUGCAGACGAAGGCGGAGUUGGGGGUGGUGGAUCCGGAGGCGCCGCCGGAUGUGUUGAAGGAGGUUGAGGAGAUGGAGGCGGGGGGUGUACCGAUCGCGAGGGAGGCUGUGGGGACUGCAGUUGAAGAAGGUGAAGGCGUCGGCUCUGAAGAGGUUGAGGAUGUUGAAAUACCGUCCGUGGAAGACACGGCAGCGGCGGUGUCAUCGUCUGAAACAAAGGAGAUCGAUGAUGCUGUUAUCGAGGAGGCGCCAGUGGCCGACGAUGUUCUGGACCCUGCAGUUCAAGAAACUGACCUUCCCGAUGCUACUGAUGCGGCCAUAGUCAAGACCGAGAGCGAGGAGGUUCUCAAAGACGAAGACUCCGCAGUCAAACCCUUAGAAGCGACAAGCGAGAGCGAAGAUCUUGAGGCUCCUAUUGAUGCGGAUACUCCCAAGGACGUCGUUAUGGAAGAGCAAGUUUCAGAUACAGCUGAGGAAGCUGUAGUUCAGACUGAAGAGAGAGAUGUUCCGGUUGAGAAAGAUGUUGAAGUAUCAGAGACUGCCGAGCCUGCAGAUGUUGCUGUCGUUGAGACGGAGGAAGAUGAAACUGAAGUCUCUGCGGGAGCUGAGAAGGCUGCUGAGGUUCAGGCGACCACUGGAGCUGAUGUUUCUGAAGAGGCUGCUGAAGAGGAGAAGGAGACUGCUGAGACUGAAGAGGAGAAGGAGGUUGCUGUAAAGCAAUCCGACGAAGCUGUGGGUGAGGCAUUUGCCGAAGCAGACGAGAAAGCCGAGGAAGUGGAUACUACCCCGACUGAGUCGAACGACAUUCUUUCGACAGACGCAGAAUCUCCCACUAUCACCGCCACCGAAGAAGACAAGGCGAUCAUCACCCCUACCGACCCGAUCGUCGAAGCCGACACUAAUGUCACCGAGACGAAGGAGGAAGAAGAAGAGACGACUGGCCCAGCUCCUGAACCUAUCGUCGAGGCCGACACUAAUGCCACCGAGACUAAGGAAGAAGCCGAGACGACUGUCGCAGCUCCUGAACCGAUCGUCGAACGAAGCUUCUCUAUUGGUUCUUCUAGUCCUAGUAAGAGCUCUGUCGAGCCUCUUGCCGUGAAGGAAGUGGAUGCCGAGACUUUAGAUGAUGCGUCUAAGGUAGUUACUGAUGGCGAGGUGAAGACUACCAGUGAGCCGGAAGCAGAGCCGGAAGCAGAGCCAGAGCCGGUGGCGGAGGUGACUGCUGCGGUUCAGCAGCCUGUGGUGGUGCGGAGCUUUGCUCUAGGCUCACCGAAGAAAGACGCACCGGCUGAGUCUUCACCGCCUGCGACUCCCACAAAGUCUUUUGUCGCCACGACCGAGCAGGAGACUUUGACCAGGUCUGCUGUUGCAGAGCCGGAAGUCCCGGCUGCUGCUGAAGUUGUGGAAGCAGAGGUAAAGCCAGAGCAGAGCGCACCCGCCGAGCCCAGAGCAGCCGUCGCCGCAGCUGCUGCUCCAGCUGCGCCUGAAGUCGACGAGAGUGAGAAGAUCUACAUCUACACCUCCCUCACGGGCGGCAUCAUGUUUGGCCGCAACAUCAUGAUGCUUACGCGGAAGCUGCAGACGAUCCUGCAAGUCUACGGGAUUGAGUUCCAGGUGGUCGACAUCGCGACAAACGAGAAAGCAAAGAAGCUGUGGGCGAGACAGUCAAAGGGGCGGAAACUUCCAGGAGUUAUCAAAGGGUUUGAUAUCGUUGGUAACUAUGAGGAGAUAGCUGAAUCUCACGAAUACGGCGAAGUUCAGAUGCUUAUCGAGGAAUUCGUCUAACCUCGCUACGUUUCCUUUCAUAUACUUGAUUAUUCACUAAUGACGCUACGAGGAUCGUUUUGGUCUAUUUAAAUACGCUCUUAUUUGUUCGUAUACUUUUAUGAUAUAUACAUAUUAACCGGCUGAGAUACUAUGCUUGGUUUCACGUUUUGUUUGUUUUAACGGAGUACCGGUUUCUGAUAACACCGCUUGGAGAGUAUACCAAACGACUUUGAUGCGAU
Myxozyma melibiosi is the source of this 3355-nucleotide messenger RNA. RefSeq lists its product as uncharacterized. Lineage: Eukaryota; Fungi; Ascomycota; Lipomycetes; Lipomycetales; Lipomycetaceae. The transcript is spliced from 3 exons. The record is from RefSeq and is a predicted model, not a curated record. Bases 147 to 3134 code for a protein of 995 amino acids.